Molecule: messenger RNA, 1399 nt
Organism: Oncorhynchus gorbuscha (pink salmon)
Lineage: Eukaryota; Metazoa; Chordata; Actinopteri; Salmoniformes; Salmonidae
Product: membrane-spanning 4-domains subfamily A member 4A-like
Exons: 6
Coding region: 140-829 (229 amino acids)
Cellular component (GO): membrane
Source: RefSeq, a predicted model, not a curated record
ACAUUGCUAGAAAAGCGUAUUUACGAGCCGUCAGAUAAGAGGGCUUCAGUGAUGAGGAAAUGCCCAAAGUUUAAGUUUGUUGAAAAGUUCAGAUCGAUGACCUCUUGAUUUAGUCAACUGAUCAAGUCUCUAAAGUUUGAUGAUGUCAGUGAACAUGGUGUCUAACAUCAGUCCAGUAGGGGGAGUAAGAGAGACACAUUCUGCCACAGUGGGAGGGAGUAAACCCCUGCACCGCUUCAUACGAGGGGAGCCGAAGAGUAUUGGGAUUGUAAUGCUGUUCAUGGGCUCAUCACUCUUCCUCUUGGCGAUUCCCAUGAGAAUGGAUCCACUGGAGUCCUCUGCGGAGAAUUUCACCUCUUUUUGGCUAGGAAUCCUUUUCAUCAUCUGUGGGCUGUUAUACGUGUUCACAGAGAAGAAUACUUCAAAACAAUUGGUGACAGCAAGCCUGGCCCUUAGUAUCAUCUCUAUAUUGGGGGUCACAGUGGCUUUCUUUGAAUUCCUUAAAGGCAUCCUGAACAUGCAGUAUUACCAUUACCGCUAUUAUUAUUCCUACUAUGAUGACAUCACAAACUCUACCAGAGUUGAUGUCCCCUGGCGUAAACAUCAUACGGGCCAGUUGCUCAGCCUUGAGGCUGUAUUCAUGUAUCAGAGCUUAGUGGGAAUGGUGUUCCUAAUAAUGAUGACAGCAUUUGCCAGGGCUGCCUUGCGGUCCAGUAAGACACAGGUAAAGUACUGUGGCAGUGACAAACCUUAUAUUUAUCCUAGCCUGGGGCUUGUAGACUGUGGUAAGUAUGCCAGUGCAAUUACUCAAAUGCAUGUAGAUUUUUAAGUGCCCUAAAGAAUCUGACAUAAUCUUAUCUGUAAAUUAUGUUAUUACAGUGUAUGUUUCAGUGGAGGCUGGUGAGGGGAGGACGACUCAUAAUAAUGGCUGGAACAGAGCAAUUGGAAUGGCAUCAAACACAGAAACCAUGUGUUUGAUACUAUUCCACUCAACCGCUCCAGCCAUUAUCCCAAGCCUGUCCUCCCCAAUUAAGGUGCCAUCAACGUCCUGUGGUAUGUUUGUACUGUAUAGAGUGUACAUAAUGUUUUUUUGUCUUUCUCUUGCAAGGUGAAUGCCUAAGAUAAACUCUGUCCUUUUUCUUCUUUACAGGCAAUUGUGGUAAUGAACAAUCUACCAUCAGCAGACUGAAUGAAGAAAAAGCAAGCCUUUUAUGACUGUCUCUGCCAUGAUGGAUGGAUAGAAAACUUGCAUUUAUUGAUAUAAUAUAAAUGUAUUCAAUGUGUAGAACAUUUCAUUAAAUGCGCAUAUAGAAAUUGUCUUUGUAUACACUUUACUUUGAAAUAAAUGGAAUAAAAUAACACAUCCAUGUAAUACAAUAAACAAUUAACAUGAUCAUUA